Mizuhopecten yessoensis (Yesso scallop) is the source of this 888-nucleotide messenger RNA. Its product is annotated as 2'-deoxynucleoside 5'-phosphate N-hydrolase 1-like. NCBI's taxonomy places the organism in Eukaryota, Metazoa, Mollusca, Bivalvia, Pectinida, Pectinidae. Gene Ontology annotation, biological process: deoxyribonucleoside monophosphate catabolic process. The record is from RefSeq and is a predicted model, not a curated record. Gene Ontology annotation, molecular function: 5-hydroxymethyl-dUMP N-hydrolase activity. Gene Ontology annotation, cellular component: nucleus. The coding region runs from base 101 to 520 and encodes 139 amino acids. The transcript has 5 exons.
GAUAUACCACACCUGGUUUCGUGUAAUACGUUAGUUUCGCGCCACAUGUCGAUAAACUGAAAGUGUGCAGGUAGUGUACAUGUCUAUUUAAGAAUUGAAGAUGAAGAUCUAUUUUGCUGGCAGUAUUCGUGGUGGUCGUCAAGACGCAGAGCUGUACUUGAGAAUAAUAAAACAACUGCAGGCCUAUGGUACUGUACUAACAGAACAUGUUGGUGCAAAAACCUUGGAGGAAUCAGGCGAAAAACACAUGACAGAAAAGGAGAUUCAUGACCGGGAUAUGACCUGGCUAAAUGACUGUGAUGUGUUGGUAGCAGAAGUAACACAACCUUCUCUUGGAGUCGGUUACGAGAUCGGACGAGCGAUCACAUUGAACAAGAGGAUACUCUGUAUGUUUCGCCCUGAUUCAGGCAAAAGUUUGUCGGCCAUGAUAGCGGGAGCAGUCAACGGUUCAUCAUCUUUUGUUGUGAAAAAUUAUAAGGAAGAAGAUGUUCAAAGUAUAUUAAAGGCAUUUCUCAAUUGAUAUAUGUUCUGUAGAGACUUGACAAACAGUCAUUCUGUAUUGGUGCUCACUGUUUAUUACCAGUGCCUGAUAUUAAGCCAACUGAUUUUGAUAUUUAGCUCAGUAAACAGUGUAUAUUAAUGUAUGCAGUUACUGUAUUUGCCUGCAAUUAAGACCCAACACGCUAUUAAGCACACCUUUUAUCUCUUCCUUUAAUGUAUGGUAACUUUUGUCUCUGAACAUAGGAAAUUAGCUGACUGGAUGCAAACAUUCUUACAACCUAAACAACUAUAAGAACAUCAUAUGUAGUCAGGGACGUAACCAGGACUAUGAGUAUGUGGAAGCAUACGAAGCCCGGAGUAGGGGGUGGGUUCGGGAGGGGGGUUACC